This is a messenger RNA of Dovyalis caffra, 4560 nucleotides long. The record is from the annotation of a GenBank genome assembly. NCBI's taxonomy places the organism in Eukaryota, Viridiplantae, Streptophyta, Magnoliopsida, Malpighiales, Salicaceae.
AUGGUGUUCCUCCAUCAACAAAACCCCUCCCGGAAACGACCUUCCUCCUUUAUUCCUCCAUUUCCACCACCGAAAAUCCCCAAAUCCACCACCGGCACCACUACGCAACCAACACAAUCACAAAAGGACGCCGUCGACGACAAUCAAGCAUCAUCGUCGUCGUCGUCAGUUGAUAAAAUGGUGUCGAUUCUAGCUGAUGCUGGCUGCACUUUGGUCAAUCCCGCAGGUCCACCUACCCUUCCUUCUGAUCAUCAUAAGUUCCGGAACCAUCUCAGCCGUCUAUUUUCUUCUUCCGAUACCGCCCCUGCUCUCCGCUCCGAUUUCCUUUCCGGAUUCUCCUCUUACGUUAGUUCUCCACAGAACUUCCGUAGGGUUCUUGCAUUUUUGAAUCGAGAUGGUUUUGGCGCCAAGAGAAGCGAGAGCUUAGUAACGCAGCUCUUGCUAGUUCCAGCAAUUCAGUUAGACCUUCAAAUCAUGCUGCUUGAGAAACUUCCGGAAUAUUUUGACACAGUUCGCGAAGAUUCUAGAACAACGUUGUCUCUCGAAGAUGAUGUGGCGAGGCUAAUAAUUAAUCAAUUCAGGUGGCUUGAUUUUGUUGUUGAUCCCAAUGCAUUUGCCGAUAAAUUAUUGGAAGUUCUUUCAAUUUGUCCUUUAAAUUUAAAGAAAGAGAUUAUUGGAUCGUUGCCGGAGAUCAUUGGUGAUCAAAGUAAUAAUGCUGUUGUUGAUUCGCUCGAGCAAAUGCUACAGGAGGAUUCUGCGAUCAUUGUGCCGGUGCUUGAUGCAUUUUCAAAUCUUAAUUUGGAUGAAGUGUUGGAAGAACAGGUUAUUACUACAGCUUUAUCGUGUAUCAGGACAAUAGAUGGGGAGCAUAUGCCGUAUUUGCUUAGGUUUUUAUUGCUUUCGGCUACUCCUCAAAAUGCUCGAAGAAUAAUAUCGCAGAUUCGUCAACAGCUAAAGUUUGUGGGAAUGUCGAAUAGUUCUCGCUCAAAUCAGCAGCGGAAACUUAAAGGGAAGUCACUUGUGGACAAUACAGAGGCGUCUAUUCUUGAUGCUUUGAGAUCAAGUCUGUUAUUUAAGAAUAUGCUGUGUCAAGAGGUUUUGAAGGAAUUGAAUAGUGUCGAGAAACCUCAGGAUCACAAGGUCAUAGACAUAUGGCUUCUUGUAUUGAUAUACAUGAAUGGUGAGUCGAUGCAAAAGAGUGUUGAGAAGAUUUUCAAGAAGAAAAUUGUUGCAAAUUGUAUUCGGGAAGAUAUGAUUGACCAGUGUAUUUGUGGUAACAAAGAAUUGGUUCAGGAUUUUUUUCCACGGUUUCUUUCUUUGUCUGAGCAUUUAUUGGCAUGCAAAGAACAAAAGGCAAGGGAUUUUGGCAUGCACAUGUAUGCUUGUUUGUUUGGAGAGUUUGGUGACACUUACUUUCGACAGGAGGUUCUUGGGGCACUUGUGACUCAUGUUGGAUCUGGUGUUAGUUUCGAAGUAAAUUCUUCUUUGGACACCAUGGCCUUGCUGGCCUCCAAGUAUCCGCAAGAGUUGAUUCCACUUUCUAGUCAUAUAAAUGGUAUAUUGGAUUACUUGGAAGGAUUUGGCAUGGAAAGUCUACACAAGGUUUAUGAAGUUUUCAGCAAGCUGGCAUUGUCGGCUCGAUCUAUUACAGAUUGUUUUGGAUCUUCCAUUGCAAAUGAACUGUUGAUGAUAAUACGAAAGCAGGUCAGCCAUCCAGAUAUGAAGUACAAGAAGAUGGGCCUGAUUGGGACUCUGAAAGUGGUCUGUCAUCUUGGAGACAUAAAUAAUGCUACUGAGGCAUCUCCUUCUCAGAAAUCUAACUGUGAGGAGGCUUUGGAACUCUUGAGAACCUGUCUGCACUCUUGCAAGCAGUUGUGCUUACCAUUGGUUCUCUUUUAUGAUGAACUGACUACAAUAAUGCUUCAUAAAAAACUUCACCCAGAAAUUGUAGAAUGGGUUGGCAAACAUGCUGGAGAGUUUGAGUCUAAGUUUCUAUCUGAUCUCCAAGGUGGACAAUUGCCAGGCGAGGACUCAUAUUGUAGUUUGGAAGGGGAACUGUGGAUGAACCUGGAUGGUGACAUAUCUCCUGUUUGUUUGAGCAUUUUGCCAUUGUCUUCCUCUUCCUUGCAGUCUAUGUCUUCGUUACAAGUUCUUCCUGCUAACUUUCUCUUACUAUCAACUGUUGAGAGGCUGACAAAUCAGGGAUCUCUUAGUGGAAUUGACGCAUUACUUGGCUGCCCUUUGCACCUUCCCUCCUCUAAGUACUUCUCUGAAGCUGGUUGGCAAUCACUGACAGCAAAGCAGAAACAGAUUGUAUGCCUUUCUCUUUAUUAUGCAGCAAACUGGAUAAGGGAACUGCUUAAUGCCUUUUGUACACAAGUUGCUGGGAGAUUUGAGUGCACCAGUCAGACUACAGAAGUGGAUAUAAUUGUGAAGCUAUUGAAGCGACUGAGGAACCUAGUAUUUGUGGAAAGUUUAUUAAACAACUGCACCAAAGGCCACCCUCUGUCUCUACCAGAGCUCCAUCUUCAAGUUGAUCAGUCUGGAACUCUACUUUUAAACAAAGCUAACAAUAUGGUAUAUCUGGCAAAAAAUGGUGACCAUAAGAAAACACAAGACAACAAUUCCCCAAAGAAGAGAAGACAUAAAAAGACAUCAAAAGAAUUGAGUUCAGAUCCAAAUGGAGAACUCCGGCAGCCAAAAAUAUCGGAUGUGUUGAGGAAAGCAGGAGCUGCAACAAGCCAAGCAGUCUCAAAUGAGGAAUCUACUAGUCAAUCUUUGAGGGGCCAAGCAUUUGUUCCAGCAGCUCAAGAUUCCUGUAAUUCUACUGUGCCCAUAAGUUUAGAAGCUUCAGCAGUUUCCAAGGCUCUAGAAGCACAAAGAUUUAAAUUCAGGCCACUUCUUGUCCAAUGUUUCUCCCUUUUGAUGUUUUCAAAUGUGAGUACACUAAUGCUGCUGAUUAUCAUGAUUCUCAUUUUGUUUAGUUUUCUAAUUGCUGCUUGCCGUGGGAUUUCCAUUUCACACAUGGACUAUCAAACACAGGAUCUUGUGGAACGAAUCAAAAGUCCUGUUGCCAUGAUCCCGCAGCCGAGAUUCUUGAGUGCUCCAGCAGGUUUUGCCAGAAUGACCAUGGAAGAAUUCUUGAGCAAUGUUAGGCCACUUUUUCCACAUCUGAGAAGGCAUUUUGAUAAUGCAGUUUUUGUUCUUAAUGAAGGUGAUGGAACUUGUGAAGAUCAUUGGAAUAUUCACUCUGCUUCUGCUGGAAAUCCAGAUGUAGCCAACACUCUGUUUUCAAAAUCUGUAGUUUCCACUUCGAUAUUUAAAGAAGUACUUCAUUGUUUUAGGAAGAUGCUAAACCUUCCUGGUGUUCAAAUGCACAAAUCAGUUCUCUCGGAUUUUCUUGAAGCCUUCCAACCAAGCAAAAUAUCUGAGAGUGUGUUUUCUGGCCUACAGCAUACCCCUUCACAUGGGACAAUAGAAUAUUUGUAUCUUGGAGCUUCAUCAUUUCUUGAAGAUGCAUUAGAUAUGGCAUGUUCAUUCUCCUUUAUGCUGGCUUCAGAAUCUCUGCUUACCCUAGAAUCCGUUGUCACCUCUGUCCAGACAUUACUGGUUAAAUUGGAGACUAGUGAUAAAGGUAUGCACUCACCAUCCAUUCACAGGAUCGUUCCUAACUUGUGCAGCAGACUUGGAACUUCUGCCCUGAAGCUUUUAAAGCAUAACUGGGAUAAUGAAAAUCUUGAGAAUGGCUGGAAGAACAAAGGAGAAAUUGUACAAAAGAUUUUGCGGAUUUACCUAGAGAACAGUGACUCUAAAUCUGAUUUGCUGGAGGAGCUUGCCUGCUCUAUUUUGCCUGAGGUUUCUUCAUCUGGAACAACGGUAGAAGAUGAUCAUCAUGCUUUCCCAACUCUAUGCAAUGCAACAUUUGUUGUAUGGUGCCGGGUGCUGCAUGAAGAGAACCUUGCUAUUCUUAACAAAUUGGUUAAGGAAGUUGCUCUCUUUGUGAAACCCAGAGCUGCUGUUCAGCUUGAAGCUGUUGAAAAGCAUUUGAUCAAAAUACAAAAAUCUGUGAACGUGGUGGUAUCAUUGGUUAACAUGUGCAGAACUCAUGACAAGGUGACUGUACGUGCCAUGGCUGUCAAGUAUGGUGGGAAGUUUGUGGAUUCCUUCCUAAAAGCUUUUGACUUCUUACAGGCUCACUUUCAAACACACAAUGAACUGAUAAUCCAAUUGGUGAAAGAGCUUCAAAAGGCCACAAGAACAAUACAGACUCUGUGUUCUGAAGCAAAGGGAUUGAAACAAACAGCUAUCACUUGCAAAAUUCCAGCUACAAAGCGUUCCAUGGAACGAUUUUUGUUCUGUGUCAAGGCUCUUCUUCACUCGACAUCAAGUGGAUGCACUUUCUGGAUGGGAAAUUUGAAACAUAAAGAUUUGACGGGUCAGGUAGUAAGUUCCCAGGCAUAUGUAGAUGACGUGAAUAAUAAUGUUGAUGAAGAUCCAGCAGAAGCAGUUGACGACGAUCAGCCUGUUAGUGUUGCUAGUGAGGACGGAGAAACAGAAUAA